This is a messenger RNA of Adineta ricciae, 2670 nucleotides long. NCBI's taxonomy places the organism in Eukaryota, Metazoa, Rotifera, Eurotatoria, Adinetida, Adinetidae. The record is from the annotation of a GenBank genome assembly.
AUGCUUCAAAACAGUCUCAUGCGUCGUCCUACUGGCAUCAUUGGUAUCGACGAGAAAUUAGCUUACGAUGGGUAUACGCUUUUCACACCGUUAAACGACUCUGGCUAUGUUUAUCUUAUCGAUAUGUACGGAAACGAACUACAUCGAUGGGCACUGAAUGUUCACAGAGGAUUAUCUGCACGUCUGCUUCCUAAUGGUAACUUGGCACUUAAUGGAGAAUAUCCAGACUUUGACAGGUUACCAUUUUCACAGCAUGGUUUAAUGAGUAGUAGUUUAAUGGUUGAAGUUGAUAAAAAUGGUGUUGUACUACGUGAAAACAACGACAAUCUAGGUCAUAGUGAUGCAUAUUACUAUGAUGACGGACGCAUACUUUACACGACUAUGCUACCAUUAGAUCAACAAAGGUGUAAAGAAAUUGUUGGCGGAGUACAUAGAGAGAGGGAGGGAAAAGAAACUAUUUAUUCGGACAUUAUUAAAGAGAUUGACAAGCAAGGUUACUUACUUUGGGAAUGGAAAGCAGAUGAUCAUCUUUCAUAUCAAGCUUAUCCUAUUCAAACUAUAUUUGACCGUUAUCAUUGGCCAUGGAUCAGCAGUGUUUAUCCCAUGUCUGACGGGAAAAGCGUGCUGGCAAGUCUUCGUGUAGUAUCGUCGGUCAUCAUCAUAAGUAAGUUAAGUGGCGAUGUUAUAUGGAGCAUCGGUUCUGAACUCCUUGCUCAACAGUCUUAUGCAACGGAACUACUGAAUCAAAAUAUUCUUAUAUUCGACAAUGGUAACUAUCGUCAAGGUCAGCCACAUCGAUAUUCCCGCGUAAUUGAAGUAAAUCGUGAAACAAAACAGAUAGUUUGGCAGUACGUAGAUAAUAUGCCGGAGUCAUUUUUUAGUUCGUGUAUGGGUGCGGCUCAACGUUUGCCAAAUGGCAAUACAUUGAUAACCGAAUCAAUUUUUGGACGACUCUUUGAGGUGACUGUUGAUGGGACAGUCUGCUGGGAAUAUAUUAAUCCAUAUUUUAAUCAGCUACGUGAUCCACUGACGAAGAAGCUAUUACUAUCUAGAAAUAAUGUUCUAUGUCGAGCUUAUCGCUAUUCAGCCAAAGAAAUUCCCUGGUUAAAUCGAAGAGUCGAAGAAAGCAAACUACCUAGAGAAAUAUCGUUGGAUCCAGUAUGUUGGACUGGUACUGGAAAAUUAGCACAUUCCAUGCUGACAUACUGUCUUAACUUCCUUCAAACCAUUCGUGAUCGGCCAGCUUGGCAGCCGAUACCAUUAGGCAUACAAAACAAAAUACUUGACGAAAGACUACCUGAAACUCCUCAAGAAAUGGAAAAUAUUUGUGAGAGCAUAAAAUCGCUAGUAUUUCCAUAUAGUAAUGGUAACAUUCAUCCGCGCUUUUGGGGCUGGGUUGGAGGCAAUGCUUGUACAGUUGGUGGAAUAUUGGCAGAGUUAUUCACCAGUACUUUGAAUGUUAGUGUAGCAGGACGAUUAAAUAGUGGUCUUUUACUUGAAAAAUGUGUAUUAGAGUGGGUACGUCAAAUAUUUGAUUUUCCAACAGCAUGUAGCAGUUUGUUGGUUAGCGGAUCAAGCAUGGCAACAAUUAUUGCGCUUUGUACCGCACGCAAUAAUGCAUUAAAAGAUAAUGGUGAAAGAUCGGUGCGUCGUCAUGGAAUAACAGAAGCAAUGAAGACUAAUCCUAUCGUAGCCUACUGCUCGAGUGAAACACAUUUCUGCGUUACAAGAGCGUUCGAACUUUUAGGUUUGGGAAGUGAUUCUUUACGAUUAAUACCGUGUGAUGAUCAAUAUAGAAUCAAUAUUGAUUUAUUGAAAAAGAAAAUUAACGAAGAUCGGCAAGCAGCUUUCACUCCAUUUUGCUUGAUAGGCAAUGCAGGCACGACGAACACUGGUGCAAUUGAUAAUUUGUUAGAGUUAGCUGCACUUGCUAAAGCUGAAAAUUUAUGGUUCCACGUUGAUGGUGCAUUGGGCGGUGCUAUUAUUCUGAGUUCGUCACUAAAAUCACUUGUAAAUGGUAUACAAUUUGCUGACUCAAUCGCAUUUGACUUUCACAAAUGGUUACAAGUUCCUUUUACUGCAGGAUGUGUGCUCGUGCGCAACGGACAGUUACAACUAAAAACAUUUUCACCAUCACUCGGCGCGCAUUCAAAUUCCAAAUAUGUUGGUUUGAACAAAAGUAAACGAGGUUCGUGCGACAGGACAUGGAUUUCUGACUAUGGUCUAGAAGUAUCACGUCCCAAUCGUGCACUUAAAAUAUGGUUUCUAUUAAAAGAGCAUGGUUUACGAAAACUAGGGAAAAUAAUUGAACAGAAUUGUAAACAGGCGCAAUAUUUACUCGAGUUAUUAGAGAAACAUCAUCCGUUGAUUCAAGUAUUUAAGCCAGUUACGCUACUCAACAUCGUUUGCUUUCGCUUGGAACCUCCAGAAUUAAUCCCCGAUGCUACUAGUAUUGACUUAUUUAAUAAUGAGAUCGUUGCAGAUCUCGAGGAAGAUGGUACUGCCGUAGUGUCACUCACUACCCUGAAAGAUAUAUGCUACAUUAGAGUUUGUCUGAUAAGCCAUCGAUCUACCCGCAAUGAUCUUCAGGUAUUUGUCGAGGCACUUAUUCGUGUUUGUGAAAAACGACGGCAACUGCAUACAUCAAGAACGGAUAUCAUGGAUAAUUAA